Durio zibethinus is the source of this 2096-nucleotide messenger RNA. RefSeq lists its product as uncharacterized. Lineage: Eukaryota; Viridiplantae; Streptophyta; Magnoliopsida; Malvales; Malvaceae. The record is from RefSeq and is a predicted model, not a curated record. Gene Ontology annotation, biological process: cellular response to heat.
UCUGUUCAUCUUCUUUUAUUUUAAUCAAGAAACAGAAUAGAAUCAAAAUCUUGCACAAAAAGAAGAAAAAAGAGUCAUGGAGCUGGAAUUAGGACUCAAGAUUACACAUACAAGAGAUGAUAUUACUUCAACAGCCGAUCUUCGGAUUAGCAAAGAUCCUUUUGGUCCUGUUUUCUUGUCUAGAGAAACUGACCAAAUGUUCAUCCUCAUUGCUCAUCUCAAAGGUUUCAGAAGAGAGAAUAUCUUCAUUGAGAUAAAUAAGGAUGGGAAUCAGAUAGCAAUAAGUGGGGAGAAACCUGUUCAGGAGAUGGUGAUGAUAGGGUGGAUUAUGUGCAAGAAGGAGGUUGAGAUAAAGGCUUUUCGAAAGGUUUUUCGGAUACCUGAUGUUGUCAAUUUGGAACGAAUCAAAGCAAAGUAUAAUGAAGAAGAAUCAACAUUGAGAAUUAUCAUGAAAAAGAAGGUUAAAGGAAUCUGUGGUGUUGGGAUUGAGGAAGAGAAGGAAGAAGAAGGAGAGCGUAAGGUGAUUAAACAAAAGGUACCAAAGGAAGAGGUAGUUGAAAAAAAGGAAGAUGAAGAGGUACCAAAGGUAGAGCUGGUUGAUAAGAAGCAACCUGAAGAGGAACCAAGAGUUAAGUAUGUCAAAAAGAAGGAACCUGAAAAGGUACCAAAAGUAGAAUUGGUUGAAAAGAAGGAACCUGAAGACGUACCAAAGGUAGAGAUAGUUGAGGAAAAGAUUCAAAGCGCUGAAGAAACUGAUCAAUGGCAAGUUGAAGCACGUGAAGAGGUUGAACAAGAAAAUCGUAUUGAGGCAGAAACAGGAGAACCUGAGGUAGAGCAAGAGGAAGAAAUUGAAAAGAAGAUUGAGAAAGAAGAACCAGGGGCAGUGGAAAAUGUAAUUUAUGAAGAGCCUGAAAGAAUUGAAGAGGUGAUGCAAAAAGAACCCGAAGCACCUGAGAUUGAAACAAUGGAGGAACCUGAUCAGGUGUUGGAAGCGCCGAAAAAGAUCCCAGAAGAAAAGGUUGCAGCUCCUGCUGCUCCACCAACAUUUCCAGAACCAGAGAUAAUGGAGUCUGAGGUAGUUGAAUCACAGAUGACAGAGAUUCCAUCAAUCAAAGAACUAGAUGAAAAAGAACCUUCUGAUGAUGAGAUACAAAAGGUUAAAGAACCAGAGGAAGAGCCAGGAAAAGAAGAAACAGGCGAUACAGCAGGUCAAGCGACUGAAGAAUCAGAUUUACCGAGUUUACCACCAAGUCAAGCUGAAGAUGAAAAAAUUGCAAAUGAUGAUGAUCAAGCAGAAGAUUUAACUUCGGAACAAUCAGAAGAGCAGGAAAGUGGAGUAGAUGUUCAGGAAUCCAAAAUGGAACCUGAACCUGAUCAAGAGCCAAAGGAAAAUGAAACUCCAACCCAACAACAACUUCAAGAUGAAUCAGAUAAACAAGAAUCAGAUCAGGAAAAGGAAACCGAGUACAUGGCAGGAGAAAUCAGAGAAGAAAUUGAUCAGGAAGAACGUCGUCAAAAAAAUGAAGGCGACACAGAUACAUCUCCUGAGAUAGACGCUGACAAAGCUCCAAUUGAAGGAGCAGCUAAGGUGGAUAAGCAGAAAAGGAACAAACUGCGUAAACCUUUAAUGUUUGCAGGAUCAGCAUUUCUUGUGUCUCUCAUAGUGUUAGUUAUUAACUUACUUAGAGCAAGAAAAAGAUAAAAUUUGUUUUCCAUUUAUACACUGAUGAUAACCUUGAUGCUGCAUACCGACAAUACUGUCGCCUGCUGACUUCUAAGAGCAUUUUAAUCUGAUUGUAAUUUGCAUUGUUCACGCCUUUAACUCUAAAUUUCAAGAUCACAUAGAUAUCUGGUUCAGACUUCAAGUCAAAAACUAGAAUUAGAACAAUGAGAUUAUUGCCAGUCUGCUAGAAUAAACAUAUAUUCUUGGCAUGGAAGGUGUGAUGGCUAUGCUGAGUCUUUAAAUCUGAGUGCAGGUGCAAAAUUUCCCAAGCUCUGCAAAUUUUAUCUGGCAAAGAAACAUUGGAAUAAAAUUACAAAAGAAAUGGAACAUUUAUUUUUAGAUCAAUUGGAUUUCUUCUCCUGAGAACAAAAUC